Messenger RNA from Sciurus carolinensis (gray squirrel), 1468 nucleotides. It is a transcript of the gene Akirin1, whose product is annotated as akirin 1. Gene Ontology annotation, molecular function: transcription coregulator activity. The coding region runs from base 130 to 708 and encodes 192 amino acids. Gene Ontology annotation, biological process: negative regulation of skeletal muscle satellite cell proliferation; positive regulation of macrophage chemotaxis; positive regulation of transcription by RNA polymerase II. The transcript has 5 exons. The record is from RefSeq and is a predicted model, not a curated record. NCBI's taxonomy places the organism in Eukaryota, Metazoa, Chordata, Mammalia, Rodentia, Sciuridae. Gene Ontology annotation, cellular component: nucleus; chromatin.
GGGCCAGCGCCGCUGCCGGGUGCUGGAGGCGCCAUUGGAGCCGGCUUGGCUUGCGAGCCCCGCUGAGGAGCUGGAACUUGGGCCGCAGCCGCCGCCGCGUCCGCCCCUGGUCCCUAGCCCCUCAGCGGCAUGGCGUGCGGGGCGACGCUGAAGCGACCCAUGGAGUUCGAGGCGGCGCUGCUGAGCCCCGGUUCCCCGAAGCGGCGGCGCUGCGCCCCUCUGCCCGGCCCCACUCCGGGCCUCAGGCCCCCGGACGCGGAGCCGCCGCCACCGCUUCAGACGCAGACCCCGCCGCCGACUCUCCAGCAGCCCGCCCCGCCCGGCAGCGAGCGGCGCCUUCCAACUCCGGAGCAAAUUUUUCAGAACAUAAAGCAAGAAUAUAGUCGUUAUCAGAGGUGGAGACAUUUAGAAGUUGUUCUCAAUCAGAGUGAAGCUUGUACUUCAGAAAACCAGCCUCACUCCUCAGCACUCACAGCACCUAGUUCUCCAGGUUCCUCCUGGAUGAAGAAGGAUCAGCCCACCUUUACCCUUCGACAAGUUGGAAUAAUAUGUGAGAGACUCUUAAAAGACUAUGAAGAUAAAAUUCGGGAGGAGUAUGAGCAAAUCCUCAAUACCAAACUAGCAGAACAGUAUGAAUCUUUUGUGAAAUUCACACAUGAUCAGAUUAUGCGGCGAUAUGGGACAAGACCAACAAGCUAUGUAUCCUGAAGCUUUCUUGCAUUAUCUGGGUACCAGGUUUGACCUCAAGAGAUGGCUGCUGUACACUUUUUGCAACUGGUUUGAUAUCACAUUUCAGCUCCAAACUUUGCAUCCUGAGAACACUUAAACGUUUCUGCAGGUCCAUUUUAUACAACUUGAAAGACCUUAAAACUUUCUGGUUGCCACAAGCAUAUCUUUCUUUUCUGCUCAUCCAAUAAACAGCUGUGCCCUACUGUGAUAGAUUUUUCCAAACAAAAAUACCUGGAGCAGCAGUUUAGCAAAAUAUGCCUUCAGUGGCACUCAACAAAUGGAGUUUCCCCAAGCACAGUUCUGUAAGAAGUGUGUGUGAGAGUGUGUGUAUGUGUGUGUAUGUAUAUUUUAAGUUAUUAUUUGUAUUGUGCAAAUUUUUUUUGAUCUUGGGGAUUCUGGCUGUGAAUUUGAUGCACGACAAUUAUGGUUAAAAACAUUUGCUUGGUCUACAGAAGAUCAUUAAUGUUUUGUGACCAUAUAAGUUGUAACAGUGGAUUGUUUUAUGUGUAGGUAUUAUUGUUAAAUACAGGGACUGUUUCCAGGCACAGAAUAUGAAUCAUAAGUUAGGAUGGACAUUAGAUGUGAUUAUGAGGAUAUAGCAAAGGUCUGCGGUCCUAGAUCUACAAAUGUGUGGUGAGAAAUUAGAACAAACUGGAGACAGGCCAUUGACACAUGGACUCUACCUAGUCGUGUUAGGGAAAAAAAAAAAAAAAAAAUCUUUUGACUCCAAGCCUUAAAA